Papilio xuthus (Asian swallowtail) is the source of this 996-nucleotide messenger RNA. RefSeq names its product Phosphatidylinositol glycan anchor biosynthesis class X (gene PIG-X). Gene Ontology annotation, biological process: GPI anchor biosynthetic process. The record is from RefSeq and is a predicted model, not a curated record. Lineage: Eukaryota; Metazoa; Arthropoda; Insecta; Lepidoptera; Papilionidae. Gene Ontology annotation, cellular component: endoplasmic reticulum membrane. The coding region runs from base 149 to 901 and encodes 250 amino acids. The transcript has 5 exons.
AGUCUGUUGCGAACGUCAAUGUCAAUGUCAUUUCAGAAUUUAUGAAAUAUUUAUCAAAAGAAAGUGAGAAUAUAAACCGGAAUAUAAAUGAAAUAAGUUCUAUUUAAUAAGUAUGUUAAAAAUAUGACACAGGAAAUAAAUUAAAGAAAUGGCUUCAAACAUUCGUGCGUUCUUUAGAAACUAUUUAAUCUUGGGUGCUCUGUUUAUUACACAAACUAUUUGUUUGGCUUCUAACUUUUGUAAGUUCGAUAUAAAAGUUAAACAAACAUUAAAAAAUGAAGGUUUUCAUAGAAACAUUACCUAUGGCAUUAUAUUUAAUACGGAGAACGAUGAGAGAUGGUUGUACGAUGGUUGCAUGAUUGGUUUAACACAAAGACUACCGGCCGGCGUGUUCGCUAACCCUGAUGAAUUAAGUGACUUGAGGAGAAAUAAAAAGUUGAAUGCCGUUCUAAAAAACCCUGUUAACAUAGAAUUACCAACUGAACUUUCAACGCCAAACAAUGUUUACAUAACUGGGAAGAUUGUUGAUGGUAGAGUUAAUCUAUGGUUACCAGUACAUGCUAGAUAUCACCGAGCUGUUGCUGGUGGGGGUUCUGCAAGGAAUAGGAUUGGCCCACCAACACUCUUCCUAGCUUGUCCAGACAAAAGACUGGAUGCAUGCAGUAUGAAUGACACUCCUAUAGUAUUUCUGUGUAAUGGAAGUUCAAGAGAGAAAUGCAAGUGGAAAGAAAUAUCGUAUAAAAUGUUAACGGACACGCUUAUCUGGGACGUACCUGUUGGUAAUACGGACCAUUACUACGUGGUAGCUACUGGCACGGCUAUAGUUAUUAUUGUGGGAUCUUUAUAUUUAUUGAAAGCCAUACAUGAUUAUAAAGUCGGCUCGAAAAAGAAAAGUUCUUGAUAAGCAGUAUUAUAAAAGUUCAACCAAAGAUAGAUAAGCUAUGUUAAUUAAUUUUUAUCAAGAAAAAAUACAUUCCAAGUGUGGUAUUUCAUUUA